AUGAGGCGGCAACAGGGUGAUCAUGCCGACUCCGAGGUGGGUCAAGGACCGGCAUAUUAGUCGCGGUCCUCAGAACUUCCUGUGCUGCAGUUCCGAAUAAGCGAGUACGCGCCACUGAACAUGGUGGGAGUGGAGCAGCCACAGAACCCCGAGCAGCGCCGAGAAGGCGUGGCCGAAUGCGAAGAUGGCGGGGCUCCGGUGGGAGGUGGCGACGUGAGCACCCAACAGCCCGAAGACCUCCUCCAGAACCCUCCAGAAGAUUCCUCUCGGGAUCCCCCAGAGGUUGAUAGCACCUGUCAGUGCCAGGCGUGCGGGCCUCAGCAAGGAGCUGGUCCAGAUCUUGGUUCCUCCAAUGACGGCUGCCCUCAGCUGUUCCAGGAGCGGUUGGUCAUAGUGGAGAACUCCUCGGGAUGCACCAGUACUUCUGAGCUCCUUAAACCCAUGAAGAAGAGGAAGCGCAGGGAAUACCAGAGCCCAUCAGAGGAGGAGUCGGAGCCGGAGGCCAUGGAGAAACAGGAAGAAGGAAAGGAUCCAGAGGGACAACCCACUGCUAGCACCCCGGAGAGUGAAGAGUGGAACAGCAGCCAGCCUGCAUCAGGUGAGAAGAAGGAAGGCUGGUCGUGGGAGUCCUACCUGGAGGAGCAGAAGGCCAUCACUGCCCCGGUCAGCCUCUUCCAGGACUCCCAAGCAGUCACUCAUAACAAGAAUGGCUUCAAAGUGGGCAUGAAGUUGGAAGGCAUUGACCCUCAACACCCGUCCAUGUACUUCAUCCUCACUGUGGCUGAGGUGUGUGGCUACCGCCUACGUCUUCACUUUGAUGGGUAUGCCGAGUGCCAUGACUUCUGGGUCAAUGCUAACUCCCCUGACAUUCACCCCGCUGGCUGGUACGAGAAGACUGGACACAAGCUGCAGCCUCCCAAAGGUUACAAGGAGGAGGAGUUCAGCUGGAGCCAGUACCUGCGCAGCACGAGAGCUCAGGCUGCGCCCAAGCACCUGUUUGUGAGCCAGAGCCACAGUCCCCCACCCCUGGGCUUCCAGGUGGGCAUGAAGCUGGAGGCUGUCGACCGCAUGAACCCAUCCCUAGUCUGCGUGGCCAGUGUGACCGACGUGGUGGACAGCCGCUUCCUGGUGCACUUUGACAACUGGGAUGAUACUUAUGACUACUGGUGUGAUCCCAGCAGCCCCUACAUCCACCCAGUGGGCUGGUGCCAGAAGCAAGGAAAGCCUCUCACCCCUCCACAAGAUUACCCAGACUCUGAUAGCUUUUGUUGGGAGAAAUAUCUGGAAGAAACUGGGGCCUCUGCUGUGCCAGCGUGGGCCUUCAAGGUGAGACCCCCUCACAGCUUCCUGGUCAACAUGAAGCUGGAGGCUGUGGACCGCAGGAACCCAGCCCUGAUUCGUGUGGCCAGCGUGGAGGAUGUGGAGGACCAUCGGAUAAAGCUCCACUUUGAUGGCUGGAGUCAUGGCUAUGAUUUCUGGAUCGACGCCGACCACCCAGACAUCCAUCCUGCAGGCUGGUGCUCCAGGACGGGACAUGCCCUGCAGCCUCCUCUCCGACCCAGAGAGGCCAGCUCUGCCUCCCCUGGGGGCUGUCCCCCUCUAAGCUAUAGGAGCCUGGCUCACACCAGGACCUCCAAAUACAGCUUUCACCACCGGAAGUGCCCCACUCCUGGUUGUGACGGCUCUGGCCACGUCACAGGCAAGUUCACAGCGCACCAUUGCCUCUCAGGCUGCCCACUGGCUGAGAGGAACCAGAGCCGGCUGAAAGCUGAGCUGUCCGACACAGAGGCCUCAGCCCGCAAGAAGAACCUCUCGGGCCUCUCCCCGAGGAAGAAGCCACGCCAUCACGGCCGGAUUGGACGCCCUCCAAAGUAUCGGAAGAGUCCACAGGAAGAUUUCCAGACCCUCACUCCCAACGCCGUGCACCAGUCCCUCUUCAUGUCCGCCCUGUCAGCCCACCCUGACCGCUCGCUCUCAUUGUGCUGGGAGCAGCACUGCAAGCUCCUGCCAGGAGUGGCUGGCAUCUCGGCCUCGAUGGUUGCCAAGUGGACUAUCGAUGAGGUCUUCGGCUUCGUUCAGACCCUGACAGGUUGUGAGGACCAAGCACGCCUCUUCAAAGACGAGAUGAUUGACGGCGAGGCCUUCCUUUUGCUGACACAGGCGGACAUUGUGAAGAUCAUGAGCGUCAAGCUGGGCCCAGCCUUGAAGAUCUAUAACGCCAUUCUCAUGUUCAAAAACGCCGACGACACCUUAAAGUGACUGGCCCAGGGCUGGG
Molecule: messenger RNA, 2275 nt
Organism: Galeopterus variegatus (Sunda flying lemur)
Lineage: Eukaryota; Metazoa; Chordata; Mammalia; Dermoptera; Cynocephalidae
Gene: L3MBTL1
Product: l(3)mbt-like 1 (Drosophila)
Exons: 19
Biological process (GO): regulation of DNA-templated transcription
Cellular component (GO): nucleus
Molecular function (GO): protein binding; zinc ion binding
Source: RefSeq, a predicted model, not a curated record